Molecule: messenger RNA, 3431 nt
Organism: Seriola aureovittata
Lineage: Eukaryota; Metazoa; Chordata; Actinopteri; Carangiformes; Carangidae
Gene: faf1
Product: Fas (TNFRSF6) associated factor 1
Exons: 19
Coding region: 236-2260 (674 amino acids)
Cellular component (GO): endoplasmic reticulum; nucleus
Molecular function (GO): NF-kappaB binding; ubiquitin binding
Source: RefSeq, a predicted model, not a curated record
AGCGAUGGAGCUGACAAUAAUGAUAUGAGAUAACUGAACAGUGCAACGUUACUUUACAGAUUUUUGUGUGUCUGAAGCUGUUAAAUCCCGACAAAGUUUAACAUCUCCAAUUUGCCAACUUCGCCUUCGUCGCCACGUCUAAGUAAAGUGUUUUAUUAAUAUUCAGUGUCCUUCUGUGAGACGAGAAAGCGACGAGAGCCAGUGGAAGAAGAAUUGCUUUUAGCCAGUCAUUGCCAUGGCCUCCGAAAGCGGCGAUAGCAACAUGGAUAGAGAAAUGAUUCUGGCCGACUUUCAGGCUUGCACUGGAAUUGACAACAUCGCAGAGGCAAUCACUCUGUUAGAACUAAAUAACUGGGAUUUAGUGGCAGCCAUCAAUGGAGUGAUACCACAGGAGAAUGGGAUCUUACAAAGUAACUUUUCCAGUGAGGCGAGCCAGGCCAGCAUGUACGGACCUCCUAGCCAAUCAGAAGCAGCCGAUGCAGCAGCUGGAGGUUCAGUUCCUCCCCCUUCUUCUUCGUCAUCGUCCUCCUCUCCUCCAUCAUCCUCAACUUCAGCUUUUUGCCCAGUCACCCCCACCUCCCGACACAUUGUAGAGCGUCAGCCCCGGAUGCUCAACUUCAGGGUGGAGUACCGGCAGCGGUCUGUAGAGCUGGUGCUGGAGGAAGGCAGCACAGUUGGAGAAAUCAAACAAAUCCUUGAAACAGAGCUUGGAGUUCCAGUGUCCAAAAUGCAGCUGAAGGGUUGGAAGAGUGGAGAUGUAUCUGAUAGUACGCUGCUGAGAAGUUUACACCUGCCCAAGAACAACAGCCUGUAUGUCCUGACACCAGACAUUGCCGCUACUGCCAGCACCAGCAAAAACAGUGGUCUCCAAGAGUCGUUAAACCAGAACUUCCUGCUGGUCAUCAGUCACCGCGAGGCCCAGAGGGACUACAGCCUCAACUUCCCCGGCUCCAGAACCAUACAGGAGGUGAAGAGGAAUAUUUCAGACUUGACCAACAUCCCAGUCCGGCAUCAACAGUGGGAGGGAUGGCCUGCGUCAGCAUCUGAUGAUUCUAUGACACUAGCUGUCUCUGGAAUCAGCUAUCCUUGCCAUCACCUCAGUGUUUGUCGGAGGUCCUCACCAGCCAAUGCCCAGGAGCCCACAGAAGAGUGUGCAGAUGUCCAUAUGAUCAGCGACAGUGAGGGGGAUGAUUUUGAGGAUGCGUCAGAGUUUGGUGUGGACGAUUCAGAGAUGUUUGGAAUGGGCUCCUCAAGCUGUCGGAAAUCACCCAUGAUGCCAGAGAAUAGUGAGAACGAAGCUGAUGCCUUACUGCACUUUACUGCCGAAUUUUCUUCAAGGUAUGGAGAGACCCACCCAAUGUUCUUCAUUGGGUCUUUGGAGGCAGCAUCUCAAGAGGCCUUCUAUGGCAAAGCCAGAGAUAGAAAGCUGCUGGCCAUCUACCUCCACAAUGACGACAGUGUCCUCAGCAACGUCUUCUGCUCCCAAAUGAUGUGUGCUGACUCCAUUGUCUCUUACCUGAGCCAGAACUUCAUCACAUGGGCCUGGGACGUCACUAAAGAAGCUAACAAAGCCAGACUACUCACCAUGUGUACGAGGCACUUUGGAAGUGUGGUGACGCAAACUAUACGAACAUACAAAACAGACCAGUUCCCCCUGCUCCUAAUAGUCAUGGGCAAGCGCACGUCCAACGAAGUUCUAAACGUUAUUCAAGGCAAUACGACAGUGGACGAGCUGAUGAUGAGGUUAAUGGGAGCAAUGGAGAUCUUCACAGCACAACAGCAAGAGGACAUCAAAGAUGAGGACGAGCGUGAGGCAAGAGAGAUGGUGAAGAGAGAACAGGACGAGGCCUACCGUCUGUCUUUAGAGGCUGACCGUAAGAAGAGAGAAGCCCAAGAGAGAGAAGAGGCCGAGCAAGUUCGCCUGGAACAGAUGAGAAAGGAGCAGGAGGAGGAGAAGGAGGCAAUCCGCUUGUCAUUGGAGCAGGCCCUACCGCCAGAGCCCGUCGAGGAGUCUGGAGAGCAAAUCAGCAAACUGCGAAUCCGCACACCAAGUGGCGAGUUUUUGGAAAGGCGUUUCCUGGGCAGCUGUAAGCUCCAGGUCCUCUUCGACUUUGUGGCCUCCAAGGGAUACCCCUUUGAUGAGUUCAAGCUCCUUACCACCUUCCCUCGUAGAAAUAUCACCCAGUUGGAGCCAGGGUCGACUCUGCUGGAGGCCAAGUUGUUUCCACAGGAGACGCUCUUCCUGGAGGCUAAAGAAUAGGAACUGGCCCUCUGGUAGCUGAGAGGACCGACUGAUUGACUGACUGAUGAACUGGCUGGACACACACUAGUCACCGAGCAUGGCCCCCCCCCCCCCCCCCCCCCAAUCCCCAACCCAAUCCCCAACCCCCCCAGUCUGGGCCUACAGUACAUAUAUACACACACACACACACUCACCGAUACACAGUCCUCUCUCUCCUCUCAGACAUACAUAAAUACACUGGCAUGCACAUCCAGUGACACAAAAGUGCAAGUAAGCUUCUCUGCCCUCGGCCUGGUCGUGGUACAUGAAUGCCUAGUGUACACGUGUUGCACAGAGGAGCAAAGACAGUAUCAUAAGCACACAGCCAAACAUUCACCUCACCCAAACCUCUCUCUCUCUCUCUCUCUCUCUCUCUCUCUCUCUCUCUCUCUCUCUCUCUCUCUCUCUCUCUCUCUCUCUCUCUCUCUCUCUCUCUCUCUCUCUCUCUCUCUCUCUCUCUCUCUCUCUCUCUCUCUCUCUCGUUCUCUCUUUCUCUCUCAACUCCUCUCACACACUUAACAAAUUCACGUUCCCAACUGCUGUCAUGGUUUUUCUCUCACAACACAAACACAGUACGACAACAGCAUUGAGAGACUGAGUAGACAAAUCUUUGUCACAGUAAAAAAAAAAAAAAAAAAAAAAAAAAAAAACAAGGACUUGGUCCCCCUUGUUUCCACAUUCAACACACCAAGGCUGCUUUUUUAGAACAUGGUUUUUGUGUUUGAAAUCCAAAAAAAAAGCUAAAAAAAAAAAAAAAAAAAAAGAAAGAAAGAAAAAUAAACAGCAAGAAGAGAUGUUGCCCUGCAGAAGUCUGGGCCGUCUCAUCUCCACCUGUACUUACCCCCUUAACCCUUCCCCAGCUCUACUUCCCACCCCCUCCCUACCCUCCCUUGCCCCACCUUCCACCCCUGCACCCCUCUAUCCGCUGUCUGCCACGGGGAAUGGGACUUGGUGGGACACCCACAGCAUCUGCUGUGCCUCUUCAGUCUCCACUCCCCCUGGUUUUAACAUCCACUGCUCCACAAGCCAAUGGAUUGCUCAGUUUUCAGGUUUUUCUUUUCUUUUUUUUCUCUUGAUCCUUUUUAAGUUUGAUGCUGUAUUAGUUUUAGUUUGAUAUACAUUAUAUAAAAUAUAUGAAUAUGAACAUCAA